Messenger RNA from Poeciliopsis prolifica (blackstripe livebearer), 3698 nucleotides. It is a transcript of the gene ppef1, whose product is annotated as protein phosphatase, EF-hand calcium binding domain 1. The transcript has 18 exons. Gene Ontology annotation, molecular function: manganese ion binding; protein serine/threonine phosphatase activity; iron ion binding. Gene Ontology annotation, cellular component: nucleus; cytosol. Bases 1161 to 3398 code for a protein of 745 amino acids. The record is from RefSeq and is a predicted model, not a curated record. Gene Ontology annotation, biological process: detection of stimulus involved in sensory perception. NCBI's taxonomy places the organism in Eukaryota, Metazoa, Chordata, Actinopteri, Cyprinodontiformes, Poeciliidae.
UUUCUUCAAAUGUUCCCUCAGAAAUGAUGCAAUUCUUCCCAGAAUUAUUUAAAGCCUUUCACAUUCUUGGAAGGCUUCAAAUUUCAGAAAAACUGAAUUAUUUCUGGACUUGAAUCCCUUUGAAAUGUCAUUUUAAAUGUUGGGUUUUAUGGGUAACACAGUUCACUAUUGAGUUUAUUAAAACGUGGCAAUUGUUCCUAGUCCCCAUUAAAGAACUUCAAUUAUUACUCAAGAUGUAAACGAGAUAUAUUCUCAAAGGUGUGAAUUUCAGCAAUGCCCCUUUAAACUGAGCAUCACUGCUGAGGUGAACUUAACCUUUGAUCUGUGGUUGAUUUGCUUUACUACAUGUUUUGACAUAGAUUUACUAUUUUACAGUUAUUUUAUCUUUAAACUUUAUGCCACUUAGCUUUACUCACUUUUAUAAUUUUACAUAAUGUUUAAAGAAUUAAAACCCAUAAGAAUUUCAGAUGCAUCCGCGUACACUGAGCAUAAUGUCAGGGACCAUUUGUAAUGCAGGUUUGUGACUUUUACGCCACAGUGGAUGGUUCCGUGCGCGCUGCUCCUCCUCUCUUGCCUCCGCAGCUUCCCUGGGAAAAGCUGCGACCUCUUCCUCGCGUUUGAAUGGCCAGCUCCACCGUUCUGGGAGAGGACGCGGAGCUGGAACCUUUCCGCGGCGCCUUCGACGCACAUUUUUACGCAUGAGUCGACGCGCUCCCGUCAUUCCAGGCGCACCGAGCGGAUUUCAGCCUCUGGUGAGACUUAACGACUUGCUGUUAACGGAGCAGCAAGAGGAGACGGUUAAUGCGACUGUUUCCAUAACUGCAUGUUUUCUGUGUGCAACGUGGUGAUGCGUGUGAAGCACUGACUGUUAGCAGCAAGGGCGUCGCUAAGAUUUUGUAAGACGGGGGGCCUCAGCUCAGACAGAAACAUUUCAUUAUUUUAUAAAAAAAAAAAAAAAAACAUUGCGAACACUUUAUGGCCAAAAAGUGUUUAAUGCAUUAUGCCAGAUACUUCCUUAAAUUGCCUUUUUAAGUUUGACUGAAAAGAUGAGAAAUGUUGGAACAAUAAUUGUCAUUAGCUACAUGCUGCCAUCCAAAGGAAUCCCAUAAUGCUUGGAAAAGAGUGACUGAUGUGAACCCUGGACCUCCCUGCUGAGCAUCAUGGGAUGUGGCACUUCUGUUGCUACUGAAACGCAAGUAAAGCAACUGGAAACAGAUGAAGCCGUUAAAAGCCCCAGCCCGGCUCUCACAAUGAAGGCAGCAGUUUUGAUCCAGCGAUGGUACCGGCGCUACAUGGCCCGACUGGAGAUCCGAAGGCGGUACACGUGGAACAUCUUUCAGUCCAUCGAAUAUGCCGGAGAACAGGACCAGCUGCAGCUGUCCAGUUUCUUCACUUACAUGCUGGACAAUUUCACCCACCUUAACGGAAACGGACCUGACUUGAUCUCCCAGCUGCUGGAUCCCGUCAUCGACCCCUGGUUAGACAGAGAGACCUGCUACAAAACAAUCCCCAUCCCAGAGUCUUACACCGGACCUCGUAUUUUGUUUCCUCUGUCCGUCUCUGAUACAAACGCCCUCCUGAGUGCUUUUAAAGAGCAGCAGACUCUACAUGCCAGGUAUGUCCUGCAGCUGCUGUAUGAGAGCAAAAAGCUCCUCAAGCAGAUGCCAAAUAUUGUCCAGGUGUCAACGUCCUACGCCAAGGAGAUCACCAUAUGCGGUGAUCUCCAUGGCCGGCUGGAUGACUUACUUCUGAUAUUCUAUAAGAACGGACUGCCUUCUGCUGAGACGCCCUACAUCUUUAAUGGAGACUUUGUGGAUCGUGGGAAAAAGUCUGUAGAAGUGAUAAUCCUCCUAUUUGCCUACCUUCUGCUUUACCCAGACCACAUGCACCUGAACCGAGGAAACCACGAGGAUCACAUCAUGAACCUCAGAUAUGGAUUCACAAAAGAAGUUAUGCAGAAGUAUAAGACUCAUGGCCGUGAGAUCCUCCAGCUGUUUCAGGACGUUUUCAGCCUUCUGCCCAUCGCAACAGUCAUUGAUGCAAAGAUCCUCAUUGUGCACGGAGGAAUUUCAGACCAGACUGAUCUGGAAUUGCUCAGCUCCAUCGAGCGGCACAUGGUGAAAUCUGCCUUGAGGUUUCCUAGACGCAGUUUGGAGCAGCUUGACAUCGGUCAGUCCCAUCGACUGGGCAAAAGAAUAAGGUCGACAAAACUCUCUCGUCCCAGCAGCAGUCGCAGCUACAAUGGGAGCCACGUUACCCCCACUCUGAGAAAGAGGAGAUGCGGGCUGAGCCGGCAAGACAGUGGAGCCUCCACUUCAUCUUCUUCGUCCUCGUCGUCGUCCUGUUCUUCGCUCUGCUCUCCUCGAACCCCCUCCUACCCCUCAUCUCCCAGCACACCCUGCAACGUCCUCCAGGUGCCGUUCCUGGACUCUCUGUCCUCAGUUCCUCUCCCAUCGCCUUCACAACAGGAACGGGAAUGGAAACAGGUUGUGGAUAUAUUGUGGAGCGACCCUAAAAGCCAGGAAGGCUGCAGCCCCAACUCUUUCAGAGGUGGAGGCUGCUACUUCGGCCCUGACGUUACGCAGAGGCUGCUGCACAAGCACGGACUGCAGCUGCUCAUCCGCUCUCAUGAGUGCAAACAGGAGGGUUACGAGCUCUGUCACGGCGGACGGGUGAUCACCAUCUUCUCAGCAUCAAACUACUAUGAGGAGGGAAGCAACCGUGGUGCUUACAUCAAACUGGGAAAGGAACUGGUGCCUCGCUUCUACCAAUACCAAGUCAGCCGCACAACCCGCAGGCUAACACUGACACAGAGAGUUCGUGCAGCUGAAGGCUCUGCUCUCAGGGCUCUAAAGGAGAAACUGUUCGCCCAUCGAUCUGAGCUGAUGACAGGCUUCCUGCAGCACGACCCAAAUGAAACCGGAUGUGUGUCAGUCGGUGAAUGGGCCAAGGUGCUGGACUCUGUCCUGAGACUGGACUUACCCUGGCGGACACUUCGUCCACACUUAGUCCAUCUGGCACCAGAUGGCAGUGUUGAGUAUCAGUCCUGCUUUGAGGAUGUGGGACCAGGAGCUCCUCUUCCUCAGGUUGCUCCCAACUUGGCUGAAACUCUGUUCAGAUACAGAACCGACAUCGAGAUCAUUUUCAACAUCAUAGACAAAGAUCAUUCAGGUCUGAUCUCCAUUGAGGAGUUUCGCCACACCUGGCGCCUUUUCAGCGCUCACCUGGGGGUCGCCAUCGACGACAGAGCCAUUGAUGAUCUGGCCCGCAGCAUCGACUUCAACAAGGACGGCAGCAUAGACUUCACAGAGUUCUUGGAGGCCUUCAGGGUGGUGCACAAACUGGACAUCAAAGAUCAUCAACUGAGCGAAAACGUGGAUAGAGGGAAGAACGCUUGAGGAUUUGAAAGAAGGGAAAAGAAAAGGAGACAUGAACUCGAUGCGAAGACUCCUCCAAACUGCUGCAACUUUCACUGUUGAUCUUUGAAGGUUCUUUUGCUGUUUGUUUUGUUUAUUAAAUAAAAAAAUUAAAUCAGCAAAAAACAACUUUUUUUUUCCCCUUUCCCACAUUUAGAAAUUCACAAGCAGUAUUUAUCCAGAACCACAUUUCCCAUUAAUGCAAAAAAAAAAAAAAAAGUUUUCCAUCUACACAAAGUAGAUGGAAAAAGUGUCCAAACUGUUUUAACAAAGCUGACUGCA